CAGUCAAACAGCCCGAGCGAGCCGCCUAGCGUGUGGAAUACAAAUCCCAAAAUAAUUUUAAUAAUAAAAUUGCGAUAAAUUGAAAAAUAUCGAAAGUAAAUACAGAACUAGCUGGCAAAACUAAAUUAAAUAUAUCAGUGCUAAAUUCAUAAAAAAUAUAAAUGUGCAUGAGUAUAAACCCGAGCACGUGUGCGGCGGCAACUUAAAAAAACCCACUUCAGUGUAAAUGAAGAAAAAAACUUAGCUCGUGCAAAAUAGCAGCAGCAGCGACAGCGUCGACGACGACGACAACAGUGUUUGUCUCUGCCGCGCGUUUCUGCUUUCGUACCUGUAAUUGUGUGUGUGUGUGUGUUUGAAAAAUAAGGAGAACAAUAAAAUAUACAAACAGCUAUAAAGCACAUUGGAAGCAGCAGCAGCAGCAACAACAACAACAAUACGAAUGCACACGGCAAAAGCAACGUAAAACAAACAGCAAAAAAAACAAAAUCAGCUGACUCGUGCGCAGCCAGCAACAACAAGAGGAAAAGGAAAGCUCACUCUCGCGGCAAAGAGAGCACACAAUUGCAUCCUGACUAUAACGGAAGCUUGCGCUCGCACAUUUCCGCAUCCUACGACGACUCCAUUUCGUUGAGAACAUCGCGACCUUUCGAAGUUCGAAAGCGCGCCACUCACCGCAUACGUAGUUGUGUGUCUGUUUGUGUAUUUGUGUGUGUGUGUGUGUGCCUGUCACAUGCGCGCUCAGCCAGCAUAGGCAGAGGCAGAGGCAGCGACGAAAGCGACACCCACGACGCAGACGUCGCCGAAGACAGCAACGAACAGCCACAGUCACAGUCGCAGUCGUCAAACAGCAGCAGCAGCGAAAGCAGCAAGCCAUACACGAAAAGCGCAGCGAUUCACACGUCUGGCGUCGUUGAGCGUAAAAGCACAGUUAGUAGCAAAAUACAAAAAAUUUCGGUGAACCAAAAAUAUAUACCUAUAUACAUAUAUAUUUAAAAUAAACAAGGACAACACUCAACACGUUUUAAAACGCCCACAAAACGCGCAAGAAACGCGCGCGCGUGCCCGUCAGAAUCAUCGGAAAAUUAUCAGAUAAAUAAUACAAAAAGAAAAGUUGUGCCCAAUUAUUUUGCAAAACCUGCUCGUGUGCUAUUGUGUGUCAGCGUGUGUGCGCGUGUGUGUGUCUGGGCGUGAGUGUGUGUGUCUGUGUGUUGGUGCGCUGUCAACAUUUUUCAUCGAUUUUCCUCGUGCUACGCUCUACGCUGUGCUUUGUGUUUUGCGCGCCGCCCCCUCGUCCUCGCCCACGCCCUUGCCAUCAGGCAACGUCGUUUACUCGUUCGGCGCGCGACUCAAGUCGUCCUGUUCCUGUCGUGUUUGGCUCAAGCCAGCGCGCGCGCUCCACACACCAUCACCACCACCCCCAGCAGCAGCAGCAGCAGCAGAAGCAGCAACAACAACUAUAAUAAUAAUAUCAUCAUCAUCAUCAACAUAAUUAACAGCUGUCUCUGUCGCACGCCGGCGAUUAUAUUUUCGUUAUAUUUUGCAAAUACAUAAUUGCAAUAAUUGUUGUUGUUGUUGUCGUUAUUAAUUAUUUAAAACUCAAACUGAACUGUUCAAACUGUUUAUGCCAUAUUAGUGCUUUAAAAACUGUACAAUAAUGCAAUAUUUAAAUAAAAUUUAGUAAAAAACUUCGAUGCCAUUAUUUUCUAAACCUGUCGAACAGAUAAAUUAAAAAAACAGAACUCAACUAAAAAUAAAGAACAAUUUAAAUCAGCAGAAGUAAUUAAAAUAUAUACGAAUAUAUAUAAAACGCAUCACUGUCGCGGCAUUUUUCAUGCACGAGGAAGACGCGCGCAAGAAGGUCUUUAAAAAUAGCGCAAUUAGCCAAUAAAAAUAAAAUAGAAUUACAACAACAAAAAGAGAAGCUACUACUACCACAACUGAAAGCAACUAAAAAGUAACCAAAAAGUAAUGGUAGAAACCUUGAAAACGAAACUAAACUAAAUUUAUAGUAUAAAUCAAACACACAUCAAACUAUAAUUCGAGCAGAUUUCUUUUAAAGUGUUUCACAAAACACAUUUGUUGUUAAUAAAACAAAAAAUUGUUGAAUGAAUUCGCGGUGCCUUUAUUUAUAGCCAAAACAGCUAAACAGCAGCAUAAAUACCUAAGCAUAACAAAUACAUACACAGCAUAAAAUAUAUACAAAAAAUAUAUAUAUUAGCAAAUAAUAUAAGUUUAAAUAUCCAUGCCUAUAUAGCAAGCAAUAAACGUGCAAUACUUAAUGUUUAAUUAAAUUAAAUUAAAAUUAAAAACCACAAAAAUACAAAUUCAUUUUCAAUUGUGAUUCGAGGCGCAUACUAAACGCUAACAAAACGCAAAGUUAACGCACGCAAACAAAUCAAAAUCAAAAGCAGAAGCUGAAGCAGAAGCAGUGAAGAAGAGGGAGAGUGAGAAAAAAGUGAGCCAAGUUGUUGUUGUUUACAUUUUUUUCUCGUCGUUAUUGUUGUGAAUCCUAAAAUUAAAAACAAAGCACCAACAAGCCAAAGUUGUUAAGCAAAAGAGAGAAAAAAAGGCAAAAAAGUCUACAAUUUAAACUAUAUUUCAAAUAUUUCGUGUAUAAUCACAAAAUUGACAACAUUUUUAUGAAAAAAUGAGCGACAGGGAGCGAUCGUCCCCAACACUGAUCGAAACUGGUUUAAAAAACUUAAUUGGCGGCCGUGAUGGAAACUAUCCACUGAUCAGCGGCAUAAAUGGCAGGAAAUCUCCAUUUUUGGGUUUCAUUUGCAAAGCAAACGGCAAAUCCACAUCGAAUAGCAAAGAAAUCAUCUGUCCAGAUGAUAAAUACAAAGAGGAGGGCGACAUUUGGAAUGUUGAGGCGCAAACAGCGUUCCUGGGUCCCAACUUGUGGGACAAAACAUUGCCCUAUGAUGCUGACCUCAAGGUAACACAAUAUGCCGACUUAGAUGAAUUUUUGUCGGAGAACAACAUACCUGAUGGCCUGCCUGGCCCCCAUUUGGGCCAUUCGGGCGGUCUGGGCCAUCGUUCGGAUUCGCUGGGACACGCAGCCGGUCUGUCGCUUGGUCUCGGGCAUAUAACAACAAAACGUGAACGCUCGCCAUCGCCAUCGGAUUGCAUCAGUCCCGAUACGCUUAAUCCGCCAUCGCCGGCCGAGUCAACAUUUUCAUUUGCAUCGUCGGGGCGUGACUUCGAUCCGCGCACCAGAGCAUUCUCCGAUGAAGAGCUCAAACCGCAGCCGAUGAUUAAAAAGUCACGCAAACAAUUUGUUCCAGAUGAGCUCAAGGACGAUAAGUACUGGGCCCGUCGACGAAAGAACAACAUUGCGGCGAAACGAUCGCGGGACGCCCGUCGCCAAAAGGAGAAUCAAAUUGCGAUGCGUGCACGCUAUUUGGAGAAGGAAAACGCAACAUUACAUCAGGAGGUGGAGCAGCUGAAACAGGAGAACAUGGACUUGCGUGCGCGUCUAUCCAAAUUCCAGGAUGUGUAAUGAAAAUGUGACGUAGGCAGACACCACAACUUGGCGACACCACAACAAUUAAAUAAUUAAAAUAAAUAAUACUAAUGAUAAUAAUAAUAAUUUUUAGUAAACAGACAUGAAAGUACACUAUAAAUACAAUACAUACAUAUAUAUACGAGUAUAUAUUAAAAAAUAAAGCUAAUAUAUAUACAUAUAUAUAAACAUAUAGACAUAUAUGUUAUAUGCAUACAGUAAGCAACAAAUACACACAUGCAAGAGGAAGCAAAACCUUUGUAAGCCGCAGCGGCGAAAAUACAAAUACAAACGCAAACACAAACACACACACACACACACACAUACAUAUAAAUAUAAAUAUAUUUAUUUUAAACUUAAAAGGUAAAGCUAAAUGCAAAUUAACUAAACAUUUAUAUUACAUUUUAGCGUAGCGAGCAAGAGAAAAACUAAGCUAACUAAAUGGGCUAAAUGUGUGUGUCACCCAGCACCCUCACUUAAAGGCUAAAAACUAAACAAAAAACUAAAGAAAAAAAAACAGAAAAAAAUUGUUACUUCGGACUACGACUAAUGUUCAACUAAACACUAGAAACGAAACUAACAGAACACUGAGGGUGGGGCCGCAGAUCCCUCCCUCAGAAACCCUAAACUAUUUAGGCCUUCAAGAAAAGAAAAAAAGAGAAAGAAAAAACCAUAGCAUACUUCUGUGCGCAGCCUUUUUCAUUACUAAACUGAAGAAAAAUGAGAAAAUUGUUAAUUUAGUUGAUGAUGGGCAGGAAUGGAAAGGAAACCUCGAUAACAAAAUAUUUUUGAAUAGUUGUUAAUUUUUACAAAGCAUGUUUUGUUGUUAGUUUUUAGCAAAUAGCGUACAUAAUAUACUAUAUAUACACACUACAUAUAUAUACAAAGUAUAUUUAACACUUCUUGAUUGCUUUGGCUAAUUGAUUUGUUUUAUUAUUAUUAUUAUUAUUAUGAUUAUUAUUACGUAUACAAUUACGUUUAACGGUUCGAUCAUCUUGGAAACAUUUUGCUUGGUUCUCGUUAAGUUUUGUUUAAUUAGUGAAUUUUUGCACACACACACACACACAAACACAAGCAUAUGUAAAUAAUUUUGUUGCCUCUUUCAGUAACUAAACAAAAAAGAAAACACAAAAAAAAGAAAACAAAAAAGCAAGAAGUUAGAAAUGAGCAAAGAGAACUUCCCUCCUCAGUUGCCUGCCCCCGCUGCAGGCAGCUGUUAGUUUAUUAAGCGAGCUAUGAUUUUUUAUACACUAUAAAAAAGAGAAAAGGAAAUGGAAAGGAAAGGAAAUGAGCUAUUGGUUAACUAAUAGUUUUUGUUAUUUGUUGUUAGCUGAAGGAAGAGAAAACAUUUGAGCAGCACCUACCGCUUUACUUAGUCAGCCCCCACAACUAACCUCCUCACAUGUUUAUUUUCACUCUGCCACUUUGAAUUUUGUUUUUCAAUCAAUUAACUAUUAUUCGUACUAUUAUUAUUAUUAUUUUUGUAAUAACUAUUACUUUUUAUUUGGUGUGAUUUGCAAGAUCUUAAAGCGUAAUGAAAACAAUUUAACAUAAAUAUACAAUACAAUUACAAUUA
Messenger RNA from Scaptodrosophila lebanonensis, 5081 nucleotides. RefSeq names its product hepatic leukemia factor (gene Pdp1). Gene Ontology annotation, molecular function: RNA polymerase II cis-regulatory region sequence-specific DNA binding; DNA-binding transcription factor activity, RNA polymerase II-specific. The record is from RefSeq and is a predicted model, not a curated record. NCBI's taxonomy places the organism in Eukaryota, Metazoa, Arthropoda, Insecta, Diptera, Drosophilidae. The transcript has 6 exons. Gene Ontology annotation, biological process: regulation of transcription by RNA polymerase II. The coding region runs from base 2648 to 3502 and encodes 284 amino acids. Gene Ontology annotation, cellular component: nucleus.